CUGAAAGGAACUAAAAUGAUGAAACUCCAUGUCGAUGAGUUACCAGAGAAAUUCAAAGGAAUUUGUUUGUUUUUUGUACGAGCUAGAAAUGACAUUUCUGUGAAUAUUAAGACCAUGCACGAGGACAUAUACUUUUCAAUGUUGGAUGGAAGUGAGGGCCUCCUUCCUGGGAUCAAGAAUGUUAUUUCAACUGUUUUCCUGCCAGCUGUCCGUGCCACAAGCAAUUGGGGUGCUUUGAAUCAGACCAAGCAAGGAGAUGUUGAAAAACAGAGUUUUAAUGAAACUCUCAACAGAUUUCUGGCAUUUCUGGAUGGUGCUAGAGUGAGCAUUGAAGGGACAGUUGAGUUGAAACAAAUAGACUACAUUGACUUUUCUAAACUCCAAACUUUUGAAGAGGUGACGGCAGCAGCUGGCAAUCCUGAUAUGGUUCAUCAGUUAGAGGAUGUGCUUAUGAUAUGGUAUAAGCAAAUUGAACAAGUUUUGAUUGAAAGUGAACAGAUGAGAAAGGAAGCUGAUGACUCAGGUCCUCUCACUGAACUAGAACACUGGAAGCGUAUGUCUGCUAAAUUUAAUUACAUUAUAGAACAGAUCAAAGGACCAAACUGCAAGGCUGUCAUAAAUGUUUUAAAUGUUUCACGAUCCAAAAUCAUAAAGUUGUGGCGUGAACUGGAUGCCAGAAUAACAGAUGCAGCAAAUGAAUCAAAAGAUAAUGUGAGAUACUUAUACACACUUGAAAAAGUUUGCCAGCCACUCUAUAAUUAUGAUCUAGUGUCCAUGGCUCAUGGAAUCCAGAACUUAAUUAAUGCGAUAAGAAUGAUCCAUAGUGUUUCCAGAUAUUAUAACACUUCUGAGAGAAUGACUUCGCUGUUUAUAAAAGUUACAAAUCAAAUGGUAACAGCGUGUAAGGCGUAUAUUACCGAUGGAGGUUUUAGUCGUGUUUGGGAACAGGAUACUCCAACAGUGCUUAAGAAGAUCCAGGAUUGUAUUUUUUUGUUUAAAGAAUAUCAAAAAAGUUUUCACAAAACAAGAAAACAAAUAUUGGAGACUUUAGGAGAGAAGACAUUUGAAGUAUCUGAGAUGUAUAUAUUUGGCAAAUUUGAGGCUUUCUGUAAAAGACUUGAAAAAAUAACAGAGAUGACUACAAUAAUUCAGACUUUUUCUGCGCUGAAUAUGUCUACUAUUGAAGGGAUUGACAUUAUGGCAAUUAAGUUCAAAAAUGUCUACCAAAGUGUCCAAAAGAAAAAGUAUGAUAUUCUUGAUCCACGAAAAUCAGAAUUUGAUGUAGAUUUUUCAGAUUUCAUGGCAAAAAUAGAAAAUUUAGAGGUUCAAAUACAGACGUUUAUGAGUACUUGCUUUGGAAGAAUCUUGUCUUCACAACAUGCUCUUCAGCUUCUUCAGAGGUUUCAGAAGUUGAACAUGCCAUGUCUUCAGCAUGAAAUAGCACAUACGAUAGGACGGAUUCUUCAACAUUAUGUUGCAGAACUUGAAGCGACUAAAAAGCUUUAUCAGACUCAAAAAGAUGACCCUCCCCUGGCUCGAAACAUGCCUCCCAUAGCAGGAAAGAUAUUGUGGGUGCGGCAGCUUUUCAGGCGCAUAAGUGAGCCAAUCACUUAUUUUUAUAAAAAUUCCGAUAUCUUGGCAAGUACCGAGGGCAAAGCAGUUGUUCGAUUAUACAAUAAAAUCUCCUAUGUAUUGGUAGAGUUUGAGGUACUCUAUCACUCAGCUUGGAUGAAAGAAAUCUCACAGUUACAGUACACAUUGCAAGUUACACUUUUGGUACGGCAUCCUGAAACGGGAAAGCUCUUAGUUAAUUUUGACCCCAAAAUUUUAGAGAUUGUUCGAGAGACGAAAUGUAUGAUAAAAAUGGGAUUAGAAGUGCCUGAACAGGCAAAGAGGAUAGUCAAGAUUGAAAGUCAGGUUAAAUCGAACAAAUUAUGCUUGGAGAAUAUUCUACAUUGCUAUGAAAAUUUGUGUCAAGAAGUACCAACAGUGUUUGUCAAUUUGAUGGCACCAAAAAUGAAAAAGGUGGAAUCUGUGCUCCGGCAAGGGCUUACAAUUCUGACGUGGUCGUCUCUGACUUUGCCUAGCUUCUUUCAAGAAGUUGAUGAAGUUAUGAAAAUGUUUAAUCAACUGUUGAAAAAGAUUAAUGAUUUAUGUGAAAUGCAGAUUGAUUUAACAAUGAAAGAUAUUGCAAAUACUCUUUUGCUUGUGCUGCCUGAUAAUCCAAUGAAAGUUGAGGAUCUGUUGGCACGCAAUGAGACCUCCACCAAGGAAUGGGCUGAAAUAUUAAACAACAAAAGCCGACACGUCGAAGAUGCUGUACAGGAACUGAUAUCUAUAUUUGAACAUAUUUAUGAAGUUAAGCGUAUUAAAAAAUCACUUGUAAGAAAAAGUCCAACACAAGAAGGGAAACAUGUUGCAUUUGGUUCAUCAGAAGUUCAGAGUCUAACUUCUGGGUCUUCUGCAAUCCUUACUGAGGAAACUGAGGACAGCGAGAAGGAGGAUGAGUUUAAAAAGGAAUGCAAGGAGGUAGUUGCAUAUUUUAGUCAUCAGUUGUUGGAUAGUUUGCAGAAAGCAACUCGCUUGUCUUUGGAUGCUCUUAAGAAAAGAGUAUUUGUUUCAAGUUCAUUUGGACGACCACCUUAUUUGCCUCAGACAGCUACAAAACCUGAAGAAGUUAUUUCACUUCUCAAAGCUGAAGUGCAUUUAGCUAUUCCACAUGUGGUGAUGGUUCCCAGCUUGGAUGAUAUCCAGCAAGCUAUCAAUAGGAUGAUUCAGUUGACACUGGAUGUGAGCCGCGGAGUGGCCCACUGGGGACAGCAGCACUUGAUGAAAACAGCUACCAACAUGGAGGGGACCCUUGGUCCAGCACCAAGCACAUUAGCAAAAACAGGCAGAAAAGAAGAAAAACCACCUGAGGAGAUACAUCCUAUCAGAAAGUUAAGAAACUUUUAUCCAGGUGUUGCAGAACACAAGGAUAUUUCCAAAUUAGUUGUUGUUCUGUCCUCAGCUGUAAACUCAGUACGGAAAGCUGCUGGUGAAGCAUUGCAAGACUUUCAAAAAUAUAAAGCUCUGUGGAUAGAAGAUAGGGAUGCCAAAGUUCAGCAAUUUUUGGCCAGUAAUCCCUCUCUGACUGAGAUCAGGGCAGAAAUUCUUCAUUAUGCUACCUUUGAACAAGAAAUAGAAGACUUAAAGCCUACUAUUUCUGUAGGCCCCAUUGAAUUAAAUACAGGGCCAAUGAAAUUGGCACUCUCUAUAGAAGCCAAAGCCUGGAAAAUGUUGCUUUGUCGCUACUUAAAUGAAGAAUACAAGAAGAAAAUGCAAGACAUGAUAACAUUUAUAUCAGAAUAUUUGAAAAAGCUAUCUCGACCAAUUCGAGAUUUAGAUGAUGUCAGAUUCGCUAUGGAAGCUUUGUCUCAUAUACGUGACAAGGAAAUAGAAAUGGAUAUGACAAUGGGACCCAUUGAAGAAGCCUAUACAAUUUUGAACAGAUUUGAAGUUGAAGUGACAAAAGAGGAAUCAGAAGGUGUUGAUACAUUACGAUACUCUUUUAACAAAUUGCAGAGUAAAGCAUCCAGUGUUCAAGAUGAACUCAUCCAAGUUCAGCCCAAGUUUAAGAGUCAACUGCUGGAGGCUGUUGAGGUUUUCCGUGAGGAUGUAUCAAACUUUGAAACAGCAUAUGAAAUGGAAGGACCUAUGGUUCCAAAUACACCACCCCAAGAAGCCAGCAAUAGAUUGCAAAUUUUUCAGACCAAUUUUGAUGAGCUCUGGAGGAAAUUUGUUACUUAUUCAUCCGGUGAGCAGCUCUUUGGAUUACCUGUCACAGACUACGAAGUUUUGCAUAAAAUCAGGAAGGAGCUAAGUUUGCUUCAAAAACUAUAUGGAUUGUAUGACACUGUGAUGAACAACAUCAGUGGGUAUUAUGAAAUUCUCUGGGGAGAUGUAGAUAUUGAAAAAAUCAACGCUGAACUUUUGGAUUUUCAAAACAGGUGCCGCAAACUACCCAAAGGUCUUAAAGACUGGCAAGCAUAUCUAGAUCUUAAAAAAAGAAUAGAUGAUUUCAGUGAAUCUUGUCCAUUAUUAGAAAUGAUGACUAAUAAAGCAAUGAAAUUAAGACACUGGAAUCGCAUUUCUGAAACUACUGGGCAUCCGUUUGAUGUCGAAUCAGAUUCCUUUUGCCUUCGAAACAUCAUGGAAGCACCACUUCUUAAGCACAAGGAUGAUAUUGAGGAUAUAUGUAUAUCUGCUAUUAAAGAGAAGGACAUUGAAGCUAAACUGGCUCAAGUAGUUGAAAGCUGGGCGAAUCAGGUCUUGAGUUUUUCAGCAUUCAAGGGAAGAGGAGAGCUACUUCUCAAGGGGAAUGAAUCUGCUGAAAUUAUUACACUGAUGGAGGACAGCUUAAUGGUCCUGGGUUCUUUAUUGAGUAACAGAUACAAUGCACCAUUUAAAAAAGAAAUUCAGAGCUGGGUAUAUAAACUCAGUACUUCCAGUGACAUAAUUGAAGAAUGGUUGAUAGUGCAAAAUCUAUGGGUGUACCUUGAAGCUGUUUUUGUCGGUGGGGAUAUUGCCAAGCAAUUACCCCAGGAAGCAAAACGUUUUCAAAACAUUGACAAGUCCUGGAUAAAAAUAAUGCAGCGAGCUCAUGAGAAUCCUAAUGUGGUUAACUGCUGUGUUGGAGAUGAGACCAUGGGACAACUGUUACCACAUUUACAUGAGCAGUUGGAAGUGUGCCAGAAGUCUCUUACAGGGUAUUUGGAAAAGAAAAGAUUGCUGUUUCCUAGAUUCUUUUUCAUUUCUGACCCUGCUCUUCUGGAAAUACUUGGACAAGCUAGUGAUUCACAUACUAUUCAGCCUCAUUUGCCUGGUUUAUCGGACAAUAUAAAUGAAGUAGAAUUUCAUCCAAAGGACUAUGAUCGAAUAAUGGCAGUUAUAUCCCGAGAAGGAGAAAAGAUUCCUUUGGACACGCCAGUGAAUGCAAAAGGACCUGUAGAGCUCUGGCUGAUGGAUCUAUUGAAAAUGCAACAGUCAUCAUUACACCGCGUAAUUCAAGCAGCAUUUUAUCAGAUUAGUGACCCAGGUUACCAGCUACUGAAUUUCCUCUAUCAUUUCCCAGCACAGGUCGGCCUGCUGGGAAUUCAAAUGCUGUGGACGCAUGAUUCAGAAGAAGCAUUAACAAAUGCAAAAGAUGAUAGGAAAAUAAUGUCAAUAACCAAUCAGAAAUUUCUGGAUAUUCUAAAUACCCUUAUUGGCCAAACAACUCACGAUCUUUCCAAGUUUGACAGAGUAAAGUUUGAAACUCUCAUUACCAUUCAUGUGCAUCAGCGGGAUAUCUUUGAUGACCUGGUUAAAAUGCAUAUCAGAACAGUCACUGAUUUUGAGUGGUUAAAGCAGAGCAGAUUUUAUUUUAAGGAAGAUACUGAUCAGACACUGGUAUCUAUUACUGAUGUUGACUUUGUUUAUCAAAAUGAAUUUCUGGGAUGCACAGAUCGUCUGGUCAUAACACCUUUGACUGACAGAUGUUAUAUUACUUUAGCGCAAGCUUUGGGAAUGAACAUGGGAGGAGCUCCAGCCGGACCUGCUGGUACUGGUAAAACAGAAACCACAAAAGACAUGGGGAAAGCCCUGGGAAAAUAUGUAGUAGUAUUUAACUGCUCAGAUCAAAUGGAUUUCAGAGGAUUAGGCCGAAUUUUUAAAGGUCUUGCGCAGUCUGGCUCUUGGGGAUGUUUUGAUGAAUUCAACCGAAUUGAAUUACCAGUGUUGUCUGUAGCAGCUCAACAAAUUUAUAUCAUUUUGACAGCAAGAAAAGAAAGGAAAAAACAAUUCAUAUUUUCUGAUGGAGAUACUGUAGAUUUAAGCCCAGAGUUUGGAAUUUUUCUGACAAUGAAUCCUGGGUAUGCUGGACGCCAAGAAUUGCCAGAAAACCUAAAGAUUCAGUUUCGAACUGUUGCAAUGAUGGUGCCAGAUAGACAAAUAAUCAUGAGGGUGAAACUUGCAAGCUGUGGCUUUAUUGAUAACGUUGUCUUGGCUCAGAAGUUCUUUGUUCUUUACAAACUUUGUGAAGAGCAGCUUACUAAACAGGUUCAUUAUGACUUUGGGUUGAGAAAUAUUCUUUCAGUUUUGAGAACUCUUGGAUCUCAGAAGAGAGCAAGGCCUGAUGACAGUGAAUUGAGUACUGUCAUGAGAGGGCUGAGGGACAUGAACCUCUCUAAACUUGUAGAUGAGGAUGAACCCCUCUUCCUUAGUCUUAUCAAUGACCUCUUUCCAGGACUGGUGUUGGACAGUAAUACGUAUGUUGACCUUCAAGCGGCUGUUGCAAAUCAAGUUGAGGAAGCAGGAUUAAUUAAUCAUCCACCUUGGAAUCUUAAGCUUGUGCAGUUGUAUGAAACAUCCAAAGUGCGCCACGGGUUGAUGACACUUGGACCAAGUGGGUCUGGAAAAACAAUGGUUAUAACUAUGUUGAUGAGAGCAAUGACAGAGUGUGGAUACCCUCACAGAGAAAUGAGGAUGAACCCCAAAGCUAUUACUGCUCCUCAGAUGUUUGGCAAGCUGGAUACAGCAACUAAUGAUUGGACAGAUGGGAUCUUUUCCACACUGUGGAGAAAAACUCUUAAAGCUAAAAAGGGUGAGAAUAUUUUUCUUGUUUUAGAUGGCCCUGUAGAUGCCAUUUGGAUUGAGAAUCUGAAUUCAGUCCUUGAUGAUAAUAAGACUCUCACUUUAGCAAAUGGCGAUAGGAUUCCAAUGGCUCCUACUUGCAAGCUGCUCUUUGAAGUGCACAACAUUGAAAAUGCCUCUCCUGCAACUGUUUCUAGAAUGGGUAUGGUCUAUAUCAGUUCCUCUGCCCUAAGCUGGAGGCCAAUAUUGCAGGGUUGGCUCAAAACUCGGACUACACAAGAAGCUGAAGUGCUGCUAGGUUUAUAUGAUAAAAUCUUUGAAGCAGCAUAUACGUACAUGAAGUUGAACCUUUUCCCCAAAAUGGAGCUUUUGGAAUGUAACUAUAUCAAGCAGUCCAUUAAUCUUUUGGAAGGCCUGAUACCCUCAAAGGAAGAAGGUGGCAUUGUAAGCUUGGGACAUCUCCAUAAAUUAUUUGUCUUUGGCAUCAUGUGGAGUUUAGGCUCUCUCCUAGAACUGGAAAGCAGGGAGAAGUUGGAAGCCUUCUUAAGAAGCCAUGAAAGCAAACUAGAUUUGCCAGAAAUCCCUAAAGGUUCACCACAAACAAUGUAUGAGUAUUAUGUCAGUGAAUGUGGUGACUGGGAUCAUUGGAAUCAAAAAGUUCAGGAGUAUGUUUAUCCAACAGACAGUAUUCCUGAAUACUCAUCAAUUUUGGUUCCAAAUGUAGACAAUGUCAGAACACAAUUUUUGAUGGAUACCAUAGCAAAGCAACACAAAGCGGUGUUGCUUAUUGGUGAGCAAGGAACAGCAAAAACAGUUAUGAUUAAAGGUUAUUUAAAAAAAUAUGAUCCUGAAGAGCACUUAUCAAAAGCUUUGAACUUUUCUUCAGCAACCGAACCUGGAAUGUUUCAGAGGACAAUAGAAAGUUAUGUGGACAAACGAAUGGGCAGUACCUAUGGGCCCCCAGGAGGCAGGAAAAUGACCAUAUUCAUUGAUGAUAUUAACAUGCCAAUUAUUAAUGAAUGGGGAGAUCAGGUGACAAAUGAAAUAGUGCGUCAGAUGAUGGAAAUGGAAGGGAUGUACAGCUUGGAUAAGCCUGGAGACUUUACUACAAUUGUUGAUGUACAGUUGAUGGCGGCAAUGAUUCACCCAGGAGGAGGCCGCAAUGAUAUCCCACAGCGCUUAAAAAGGCAAUUUACUGUGUUUAACUGCACCCUGCCGACCAAUGCAUCCAUAGAUAAAAUUUUUGGAAUAAUUGGAUGUGGAUACUUUCAUCCAUGUAGAAAUUUCAAGCCGGAAGUAUGUGAUAUGAUCAUGAAAUUAGUUUCAGCCGGCAGAAUAUUGUGGCAAUGGACUAAGGUGAAGAUGCUGCCCACGCCAUCCAAAUUUCACUAUAUCUUCAAUCUGCGAGACCUUUCCAGAAUUUGGCAAGGAAUGUUAACAGUCAAAUCAGAAGAAUGUUGUGAUAUUAGUAGCCUUCUGUCACUAUUUAAACAUGAAUGUACCAGAGUAAUUGCUGAUAGAUUUGUUCGCGAAGAGGAUGAGGUUUGGUUUGGAAACAGUUUUAAUAAAGUAGUUGAGGAACACAUAGAUCCUGAAUUAUUACCAGAAGUCCAAGCCGAGCCAUAUUUAGUAGACUUUUUGAGGGAUAUGCCUGAACCAACUGGUGAAGAACCUGAAGAUUAUGUGUUUGAGGCACCAAAGAUUUAUGAAUUGAUUCCAAGCCUUGAAUUUUUAUCUGAGAAACUGCAGUCUUACCAGAAACAGUAUAAUGAAACUGUUAGAGGUGGAUUCCUUGACUUGGUAUUUUUCAAAGAUGCCAUAACUCAUCUUGUGAAGAUUUCACGAAUAAUUCGGACAGCUUGUGGAAAUGCUUUACUUGUAGGAGUUGGUGGUUCUGGAAAACAGAGUCUUUCAAGGCUGGCUUCUUUUAUUGCUGGAUACAAAAUAUUUCAAAUAACUUUAACUAGAUCAUACAAUGUGACCAAUCUCACAGAUGACCUAAAGAUUUUAUAUCGAGUUGCUGGCGCUGAUGGAAAAGGAAUCACAUUUAUUUUCACAGACAAUGAAAUAAAAGAUGAGGCAUUUUUGGAAUACCUUAAUAACUUGCUUUCUUCUGGAGAGAUUUCCAAUUUAUUUCCUCGGGAUGAAAUGGAUGAAAUAACUCAAAGCUUGAUAUCUGUAAUGAAAAAAGAGCUACCGAGAGUUCCUCCUACCUUUGAUAAUCUUUAUGAAUAUUUUAUAACACGGUCAAGGAAAAAUCUUCAUGUGGUCCUCUGCUUUUCUCCAGUUGGUGAAAAAUUCCGAGCACGCUCUUUGAAAUUUCCUGGUCUUAUAUCUGGCUGCACCAUGGACUGGUUCACAAGAUGGCCCAAGGAAGCCCUUGUGGCUGUGUCACAUUAUUUCCUGUCAGGUUUUAAUAUUGUCUGUUCUCCUGAAGUUAAAGCGCAAGUGGUAGAAACAAUGGGCAUCUUUCAUGACUUAGUUUCAGAAAGCUGUGAUAAUUAUUUCCAAAGAUAUCGACGAAGAGCUCAUGUCACUCCAAAAUCUUACUUGUCUUUCAUUAAUGGCUACAAGGAUGUUUAUGCUGAUAAGCUAGCCAACAUUAAUGAACAAGCUGAGCGUAUGCACAUAGGUCUUUCUAAACUGAUGGAGGCCAGUGAAUCUGUCGCUAAACUCUCCCAGGAGCUGGCAGUGAAAGAGAAGGAACUGGCUUUGGCUUCUGUAAAAGCAGACAAAGUACUGGCCGAAGUAACAGUCAGUGCGGAGGCAUCAGCUAAAGUGAAAAAUGAAGUACAAGGUGUCAAAGACAAAGCACAAAAGAUUGUAGAUGAAAUUGAUUCAGAGAAAGUGGUAGCAGAGGCAAAGCUUGAGGCAGCUAGACCAGCAUUAGAAGAAGCUGAAGCUGCUUUGAAUACUAUCAAGCCAGCAGAUAUUGCAACUGUUCGAAAACUUGCCAAACCACCUCAUCUCAUCAUGAGGAUCAUGGACUGUUGUCUCUUACUGUUCCAGAAGAAAAUAGACCCAGUCACCCAGGAUCCAGAAAGGCCUUGUGUGAAACCAUCCUGGAGUGAAUCCUUGAAACUCAUGAGUGGGCCAUUUCUGCAGAGUCUCCAGCAGUUUGCCAAAGAUUCAAUCAAUGAAGAGACAGUAGAAUUGCUGCAACCCUAUUUUCAAAUGGAUGAUUAUACUUUUGAGAAUGGCAAAAAAGUCUGUGGCAAUGUGGCAGGGCUCCUUUCGUGGACAUUGGCUAUGGCAAUAUUUUAUGGCAUAAACAGAGAAGUAUUGCCCCUUAAGGCUAACUUGGCAAAACAAGAAGGACGUUUAAAAGUGGCAAAUGCAGAAUUAGGGAAGGCUCAAGCAUUGCUCGAUGAGAAGCAGGCAGAACUGGAUAAAGUACAAGCAAAGUUUGAUGCAGCAAUGAAGGAAAAAAUGGAUCUCUUGAAUGAUGCAGAAGCAUGUAGGAAUAAGAUGCAGGCAGCCUCUGCACUUAUAGAUGGUUUGAGUGGAGAGAAAAUUCGAUGGACCCAGCAAAGUAAAGAAUUUCGAUCGCAGAUAAAUAGACUCGUGGGAGAUGUUUUACUCUGCACAGGCUUCCUUUCGUACUGUGGGCCCUUUAAUCAGAUAUUCAGAAAUCUUUUGCUUAAAGAUUUAUGGGAGACAGAGAUGAAAAUACGAAAAAUCCCUUUUACAGAAAAUUUGAAUCUCAUUUCAAUGUUAGUGGAUCCUCCUACGAUUAGUGAGUGGAACCUACAAGGGCUCCCAGGAGAUGAACUGUCAGUGCAAAAUGGGAUCAUUGUUACUAAAGCCACAAGAUAUCCACUUUUAAUAGAUCCACAGACCCAAGGAAAAACAUGGAUUAAGCAAAAAGAAAAGGACAAUGAUUUACAAGUGACAACUCUGAAUCAUAAAUAUUUUCGCACUCACCUAGAAGAUUCUCUCUCUCUGGGAAGACCACUUUUAAUUGAGGAUAUAAGUGAAGAAUUAGAUCCUGCCCUUGAUAAUAUAUUAGAGAAGAACUUCAUUAAAUCAGGAACUUCUUUCAAGGUGAAGGUUGGUGACAAAGAAGUAGAUAUCAUGAAUACAUUUAAACUUUACAUUACUACAAAAUUGCCCAAUCCUGCCUUCACUCCUGAGAUCAAUGCUAAAUCAUCAGUAAUUGAUUUUACUGUUACUAUGAAAGGGCUUGAAAACCAGUUAUUGAAGAGAGUAAUACUCACAGAGAAACAGGAAUUGGAAGCGGAGAGGAUUAAACUCAUGGAAGAUGUAACUUACAAUAAACGGAAGAUGAAGGAACUAGAAGACAAUCUCCUUUAUAAAUUAACUGCAACAAAAGGUUCUUUGGUGGAUGAUGAAUCAUUGAUUGGUGUCUUGAGAACUACCAAACAAACAGCUAUGGAAGUGUCAGAAAAACUGGAAGUUGCAGGAGAAACUGAGAAGAAAAUUAACACUGCUCAAGAGGAAUACCGUCCAGCUGCAACACGUGGAAGCAUUCUGUAUUUCCUUAUCACAGAAAUGAGCAUGGUCAAUAUCAUGUAUCAAACAUCAUUAGCUCAGUUCUUAAAGUUGUUUGAUCAGUCCAUGGCUAGGUCUGAAAGGUCCCCGAUCCCACAGAAAAGGAUAUCAAAUAUUAUAGAUUUUUUGACGUAUGAAACAUUUGCAUAUUCUGUCAGAGGUCUAUAUGAAAACCAUAAAUUCCUGUUUACACUGCUUCUGACAUUAAAAAUUGAUCUUCAGAGGGGCCAAGUUAAGCCAAAAGAAUUCCAAGCACUUAUUAAAGGUGGUGCUGCACUUGAUCUGAAAGCUUGUCCUCCUAAACCAUUCCGAUGGAUUCUUGAUAUGACAUGGCUAAAUCUGGUGGAACUGAGUAAACUACCACAAUUCUCAGAAAUUAUGAAUCAGAUCUGCCGUAAUGAAAAGGGAUGGAAAAAUUGGUUUGAUAAGGAUGCUCCAGAGGAAGAAACUAUCCCUGAUGGAUACAGUGAUGCUCUUGAUACCUGUCGUAAACUUCUGCUCAUUAGGUCUUGGUGUCCAGAUCGCACACUUUCUCAAGCUAGGAAGUAUAUUGCAGAUUCAUUGCAUGAGAAGUAUACAGAACCAGUCAUUUUAAACUUGGAGAAAACUUGGGAAGAAAGUGAUAAACGAACACCUCUUAUUUGUUUCUUAUCGAUGGGAUCUGACCCAACUAUCCAGAUUGAUGCACUGGCCAGGAAACUUAAACUGGAAAACAGAGCUAUAUCCAUGGGCCAAGGACAGGAAGUUCAUGCACGCAAACUAGUUCAGAUGUCAAUGACACAGGGUGGUUGGGUGUUGCUUCAGAAUUGCCAUUUAGGUCUAGAGUUCAUGGAAGAACUUUUGGAAACGAUAAUUACUGCAGAGAUUCCUGAUGAAAGCUUCCGUGUUUGGAUAACCACUGAGCCACAUGAUAAGUUUCCUAUUACUUUGCUGCAGACUUCAAUAAAAUUCACAAAUGAACCACCACAAGGUGUCCGAGCAGGUUUGAAAAGAACGUUUUCUGGCAUAAAUCAAGACUUACUUGAUGUCAGCAAUAUGCCUAUGUGGAAACCUCUUCUUUAUACAGUGGCUUUUCUGCAUUCAACUGUUCAGGAAAGACGUAAAUUUGGUCCAUUAGGCUGGAAUAUUCCUUAUGAAUUCAACUCGGCGGACUUCACAGCUAGUGUCCAGUUUGUACAGAAUCAUUUGGAUGAAUGUGACAUCAAGAAAGGAAUAUCAUGGAGCACCGUUCGAUACAUGAUUGGAGAAGUACAAUAUGGGGGCAGAGUCACUGAUGAUUAUGAUAAGCGCCUUCUUAAUUGCUUUGCAAGGGUCUGGUUCAGCGAGAAAAUGUUUGAGAGCACAUUUUGCUUUUACACUGGAUAUAAAAUCCCAGUGUGUAAAACUCUGGAACAGUAUCAUGAUUACAUUUCAACUCUCCCUGCUAUGGACAGCCCAGAAGUCUUUGGUCUUCAUCCUAAUGCAGACAUCUCGUAUCAAAGCAAUACAGCUGCAGAUGUCUUGAAUACAAUUACCAAUAUUCAGCCAAAGGAAAGCGGAGGUGGAGUAGGAGAAACUCGAGAAGCCAUUGUAUAUCGGUUAGCUGAAGAUAUGCUUGAGAAGCUGCCUCCUGAUUAUAUACCCCAUGAAGUGAAAGCUCGCUUGAUUAAAAUGGGGCAUCUUAAUUCUAUGAACAUCUUUCUUCGCCAAGAAAUUGACCGAAUGCAAAGAGUUAUUAAAAUUGUCCGAACUAGUCUCAUUGACCUCAAGCUAGCCAUAGACGGAACUAUUAUUAUGAGUGAGAAUUUAAGAGAUGCACUUGAUAACAUGUAUGAUGCUCGGAUUCCUCAACUUUGGAAACGUGUGUCUUGGGACUCAUCCACCCUGGGAUUCUGGUUUACUGAACUUCUUGAAAGAAAUAAUCAGUUUCGCACCUGGAUAUUUGAAGGCAGGCCAAAUGUAUUUUGGAUGACUGGAUUCUUUAAUCCUCAGGGGUUUUUAACUGCUAUGAGGCAAGAAGUGACUCGCGCACACAAAGGAUGGGCACUGGAUACCGUUACUAUACAUAAUGAAAUAUUGAAACAAGUUAAAGAAGAAAUCACAGCUCCUCCCAUUGAAGGGGUAUAUAUUUAUGGAUUAUACUUGGAUGGAGCUGGAUGGGAUAGACGUAAUAAUAAGCUCACCGAGUCGACAGCGAAGAUUCUUUUCACGUUGCUCCCUGUUGUGCAUAUAUUUGCAAUUAAUACAACCAGUCCCAGAGACCCUAAACUCUAUGUUUGUCCUAUUUACAAGAAGCCAAGAAGAACAGAUUUGACCUACAUUACAGCAAUCUACCUGAGGACAACUGUAUCACCAGAUCACUGGAUCUUGAGAGGUGUGGCCCUCCUAUGUGAUGUCAAGUAAAUUGUGGUCCUUGGAAUAUGACCAAAAAGCCUCACUAAAAUAUGAGAUAUGUGUUUUGAAAUGAUAAUAAAUUGAUUUUUCCUCAUUACAAUUAACUGUUCUCUUCCCACUUACCCACUUUUUUGUAUUGACUUUAUAAUUUAUAGCAGUUCUGCUUUGGUUAUGUCUCUAUUGUAAGGUGCAUUACAUCUUCUGUGCCAAAAUACAAAAAUUAUAUUUUGAA
This is a messenger RNA of Anolis sagrei ordinatus, 13729 nucleotides long. It is a transcript of the gene DNAH8, whose product is annotated as dynein axonemal heavy chain 8. The record is from RefSeq and is a predicted model, not a curated record. Gene Ontology annotation, biological process: microtubule-based movement. Gene Ontology annotation, cellular component: axonemal dynein complex. Lineage: Eukaryota; Metazoa; Chordata; Lepidosauria; Squamata; Anolidae. Gene Ontology annotation, molecular function: minus-end-directed microtubule motor activity; dynein intermediate chain binding; ATP binding.